This is a messenger RNA of Cheilinus undulatus (humphead wrasse), 2908 nucleotides long. RefSeq names its product serine dehydratase-like (gene sdsl). Lineage: Eukaryota; Metazoa; Chordata; Actinopteri; Labriformes; Labridae. The coding region runs from base 137 to 1105 and encodes 322 amino acids. The transcript has 9 exons. Gene Ontology annotation, molecular function: threonine deaminase activity; L-serine ammonia-lyase activity; pyridoxal phosphate binding. Gene Ontology annotation, biological process: L-serine catabolic process; L-threonine catabolic process. The record is from RefSeq and is a predicted model, not a curated record.
CGGAACGAAAUCAGAACCAGCCUACUGUGGAGGGUCGGUGCUGUAUACUUUCUCGUCAGAUCCUUUGCUGAUUCUCAAACUCCAUACUCGCAGACUAGCUGACUUCGAAGCGCAUUCCCGCAAACUAUUGUGCGCCAUGGCAAAGCAAUUUCACAUAAACACACCAUUGUUGGAAAGUGUCAGCAUGUCUAAACGAGUGGGAACCACUGUGUAUUUAAAGAUGGAGAACGCACAGCCCUCUGGCUCCUUCAAACUCCGUGGAAUAGGACACCUCUGCCAGCAGCUUGCCAGACAGACCAAAGGAGUUGUCUGCUCUUCAGGUGGUAAUGCAGGUAUGGCUACAGCCUAUGUAGCCAGGAAAAUGGGUGUACCAGCCACCAUUGUCAUUCCUUCCUCUUCUCCCCAGUUGGUUGUUCAGAAACUCCAAGAUCAGGAUGCAACAGUGAAGAUUGCUGGCAGGGUUUGGGAUGAUUCUAAUGCAGAGGCUCUACGACUGGCUGAAACUGAGGAACUUACCUAUGUUCCUCCGUUUGAUCACCCUCUACUCUGGCAGGGCCAUGCCAGUAUGAUCACAGAGGUUGUUGAUUCUCUUGGUCCAGAAGUGAAGCCUGGAGCUGUGCUUCUGUCAGUGGGUGGAGGAGGCCUUCUCUGUGGAGUGAUCCAGGGCCUCAAGGAUGUUGGCUGGACAGAUGUUCCAAUUAUUGCCAUGGAAACUGUGGGGGCUGACUGUUUCAAUGCUGCUGUUAAGGCGAGGAGGGUGGUCACCCUGGAUGACAUCACCAGUGAAGCUAAAUGCCUUGGAGCAAGAACUGUUUGCAAGCAGGCUUUUGAAUACAGCCAAUGCAGUGACUUAACAAUCAUUUCUGAGCUAGUGACUGACCAGCAGGCUCUGCAGGCAGUUGAAACAUUCCUCGAUGAGGAGCGCGUUUUGGUGGAAAUGGCUUGUGGAGCAGCACUGGCAGCCAUCUACAGUGGACUUAUUCAAAGACUACAGGGUGAAGGGCGGCUGCCUACUCUCUUGGGCCCCCUGCUGGUGAUAGUGUGUGGUGGUAGCAGUGUGGACAUGAAACAGCUAACCCAGCUAAAACUCAAACUGCAGACUUAAAAGCACAGCACUGGUGUUAAUGUGUGACAAGCCAAUUCUUAGUUGUAAAGAUCUAGUUAACAGUUAAUGAAACAAUUAAUUAUUCUUCUUAUAAUGCUUGUUUAAUUUUUAAGUCCCAUAAAACAUAAAAAUGUAAUAAUAAUCUUGUGAAAACCCCAAAACACUCUGCUUCAGUGAUAAAGCUGGGGAUUCGAGCACUCCAAUCCAACGCAUUUGCUGGCUUUGGUACUUCGAGUUUCUAUUAAGAAAUACAGUCCAGGGCUGCUUGAAAUAAUAAAACAUAUAUUUUUAUGACUUUCUUAAACACUGUUCCUGGCCUUGCUGGAAAAUACAAUGAGGUUAAGUUGUGGAGGAUCAUUUAAAAUAAGAUAGCAUUUGUUGUUGACAAUUAUAGACAUGGUUUUAGCAGUAUAAUUUGAUAUUAACGAGGGAUAGCCUUUAAUUUACAUUUUUAUUGAUAAACAUGGAGAAAUAACUUCAGUGAUUGGCCAAAUUAAUUUAGUGAAUUGAUCUAGUACAGUGGUUCUCAACUGGUCUCACCUUUGGACCCACCGCAGGUAUCAUAAUGACAAUGUGGGACCCAAAUUUCUAAUAUUUGUAAAUCAUUUGGAUUAAAAAAAAUAGCAAUUUGUACCCCAGAUAGAAAUGUGAUGGAACAAAGAGACUAAGGAAAAUGAGACAUUUAAUACAAGAAUUUUAAAAAUCAUGGAAAGUAUUAUAGAGGAUUCCUGAAGGUUUUCUGAGAAAAAUCCAAGAUAAAGUCCAAAAUAUCUUAUGUGAAAAUUCUCCCAAAUUUCCGCUUCCUUUGAGAAUUACUGAAAUGUUACUGGGUAAGAUUGCUGAAUGUUUCUGGGUAAGAACUGAAAGUCUCUUAUUCCCUGUGAAAUUUCUAAAAAUAAUUAGCAAAAGCCCCAGAGAAAACAUCCCAAAAAAAUUCUACCAAAACUCUGUGAACCUUUUGGGAAAAUUACUUUAAAUUUCCUUAAAAGUCAGAGAAAAUUGCCUGAGUUUCAGUCAAUUCACAAUUAAAAUUCUGAAAUAAUUCUGGGAAAACAUUAUGCAAAUCUAUUUUAUUUACUUUUUGCCAUCACAAAAUUAAACAAUAGAACAAAAGCACUUAAAGUCUCUUAGACAAAUUCACAUUCCACUGAAAACAGCUCCACAGCCCACUUUUGGGACCCACCAGUGAAGAAGUACUAUUCUCAUACAUCAUGGUUGCUAAGGAAGCAAACAUGAAAAAGCAUGUUUCUUGAUGUGCUCUGAUCUUUUUGUAUUGAUGAGUUUUGAAAUUAAAAAUGUAAAUCUUACAUAAAACAAAAUGAGGAGAGAGACUGAUGGGGCAGUAUCUACAUCAUGAACACACAAACCAUAGCAUAUAUGUUAUUGUGACUGCACUACUGCACUAAAAACAACACAUUCCUUAAGCUGAAGAUCUGGCGGUGAAUUUUGGAGGAAUGUGCUUCUCAAUGGCAUGGUUUGAUCAGAAUGUCAUAUAUUUGGUUGUAGGCAUUGUCCAGGUCCAGGAUGCCAUGGACAGUAUCUUCUCUGACAAUGCCGUCGGAGUCCGGCUCAAAUGUCAGUGUCACUGGCCUUGCAGAUUAGUUUAAGUCUGAUAGGGUUUGUUGCAUUCAGCCUUUCUUAACACAAAAGUACUGGUGACCAAAACUUUAAACAUCCUCAGGAUCAUCCUGCAGCUGCUGAAGGAACUCAGCUACUGUCUUUAAGAAGCAGAAGCAGCUCAGGCUCGUUUUGUCGUUGGGUUUGGUGCUAUCUGUACUAUUUGCCUUGUGAAAAUCCAGAAUG